Messenger RNA from Mytilus trossulus (common blue mussel), 1038 nucleotides. Its product is annotated as 5-demethoxyubiquinone hydroxylase, mitochondrial-like. Lineage: Eukaryota; Metazoa; Mollusca; Bivalvia; Mytilida; Mytilidae. Gene Ontology annotation, molecular function: 3-demethoxyubiquinol 3-hydroxylase activity. The transcript has 7 exons. The record is from RefSeq and is a predicted model, not a curated record. Gene Ontology annotation, biological process: determination of adult lifespan; regulation of gene expression; ubiquinone biosynthetic process. Gene Ontology annotation, cellular component: nucleus; mitochondrial inner membrane. The coding region runs from base 195 to 782 and encodes 195 amino acids.
UGAUAAUACGACUGUAAUUUAUUUUCUACGACAGUUUAAAGGACAUAUUUAAUUAAUUUAUAAUUUGAAUUUUGAGUUGUUAUAUGAUAACAUGGUCUUGGUCACGUACAAAUUAUAAUAUAAAUCUGACCUGUGCAGUAGAAUUAGUUUGUAACUACUAGUUUCAAAAUAUCACCAAUACUAUAAUUUGUAAAAUGGCUUCAAGUUCACUUGUACGAAUACCAUGUCGUUGUAUGAGCAAGAUGGCUAGACAGAAACGCAGUAGAGAACUUGUGGACAAAAUAAUCCGUGUGGAUCAUGCGGGAGAGCUUGGCGCUGAUAGAAUUUACCAAGGACAGCUGGCUAUAUUGGGGAAUACUUCCGUAGGACCAGUAAUAAAGGAAAUGUGGGAAGAUGAAAAGAUCCAUUUAGAAACGUUCAACAAACUGAUUGUUCAACACAGAGCUAGACCUACUGUACUGUUACCUCUCUGGAAUAUAGCUGGAUUUGCUUUAGGCGCAGGAACUGCAUUGUUAGGUAAAGAAGGAGCCAUGGCAUGUACUGUAGCAGUAGAAGCUGUGAUAGGGGAUCAUUAUAAUAGUCAGAUCAGGGACUUGAUGGAAGAUGACCCUGAAAAACAUGAAGAAUUAUUAAAGAUUAUAAAGAAGUUCCGUGAUGAUGAACUCCAUCACCAUGAUACAGGUCUAGAACAUGAUGCUGAAAAGGCACCAUUUUAUAAAGCACUAACACAAGUUAUAAAAGUUGGAUGUAAAGGAGCUGUAUGGAUCUCAGAGAAGAUAUGAUCAUGUGACUUUAGAGAACGUAUAAACUUGGACUUUAGAGAAUUUUUGAUCAUGUGACUUUAGACAAUAUGUACGACCAUUUGUCUUCAGUGAAGUCUAAAAGAACAUACUUUUUUGUAUUUGUUGAGCUUUUUUAUAUAUAAAAGAUCCUGAAUUAUUGAGCAACUGAAUUGAUGUUAAAUUUGUGAAUGAAAAAGUGAAAUAUUUACAUGUAUGUAUGUAUGAUGUAUGCUCAUAAAUAAUUUAUUGGUUUUUA